This is a messenger RNA of Mesorhabditis spiculigera, 834 nucleotides long. The record is from the annotation of a GenBank genome assembly. NCBI's taxonomy places the organism in Eukaryota, Metazoa, Nematoda, Chromadorea, Rhabditida, Rhabditidae.
AUGGAACCGGAUGUGGGGGAUGAACUGCACGAAAGCUCGCCGUGCAUCAUCGUCAAGCAGGCGCUGGCGUUCAUGCUGACGACGACAUUCGCCCACCCGGGCGACAUGACCGUCGACCACGCCGAGGAGUUGAUCAACAUCAGCCUCAUCUACCAGCCGAUCCGCCGAAAUGCCCUCGUCACCGCCAUCGAGCGCCACCUCUUUGGCCAGUUGGACAAGGCAAAAGACAACCUGCCGCUCCUCCUCCAGUACUUCCUGCUCGGCUACAAGUGGCGCCUCGAGCGAUUGCCCACGGCGUGCAGUACCCUGAUCUUCAUGCAUCACCAGGGCGACUACGUGGCAAACUAUGCACACGCUACCGCCACCACGCCCAUCAGCCGCACCCACCAGGAACUGCUCGACCAGCUGCACGCGCCGCGUAACCCGUUCCGCAUGGCACCGCAUAGCAAACUCGUCGAGCUGUUCCCGUACGCGCAACCGUGCGCGACGGCGUGCUCGGUAUCGUCGAGCAGCACCACUUCCUCCGCCACGGGCAACAAGCCGACGAGCCGCAAGAAGCGCCCGCGCAGCCUCAAGGUGAGCCGCAGUGCCGCCGACCGCAUGAGCAAGGCUUUGCGCGAGUCGGACGGGCCCAAGUCGCCGAAACCCGAGGGGGCCAGCUCGGCCAACGUGUCCACCUGCUCGCUGCCGCCGCCUGAUGCCCCGGCGACGCCAGCUGGUUCGGGCAGCGGUCUCGAGAAUCUGCCGCCGCCGACGAUGGACGGGUUCAAGCCGCCCACCGAUGCUCCGCCCCCAUCGGCCAAUCCGUCGUCGGGCAACUCGUCGCCGGCCCUG